AUGCGCGGCAUGGCUUAUAGCAUCGGGGUCCUGCUGGCCCUGGCAAGUGCCACGGUCACACAGGGCUGUAUCGCCCACGACCACCUGGUCCAGGAGCUGCUGCAGCGCAUGGAGAAAUCCAUCAAGUCACUGAACCCCAGCAUCCUGCUGGCCAUGAACCUGGCUGGAGCCACCCACAGCCAUGUCCACAACUGGCUGCUCCAGGAGAUAAAGAAGGAUGCAGUGGAGAGAGCCCAAAAAGACAUGACCUCGGGACAAGUGGCUCUGUACAUCCUCGCUCUCCUCUCCUCCUGCCAGGACCCCCGGUGUGUCCAUGCCAUGGGGAAGACCAUCAACCUGAUCCCCAUCCUGAAGCAGAAAAUGGAUGAGGAGAUAAGCAAAAACGUGAUCACCUGGUACACAGAGAGCCUGGACACCCUGGCCCUGUGCCUGGUGAAGGAAUAUGACAACCAAGAUGCAGUUGAGGCCAUUGCCAAGGAGUUGCUGAACCAUAAGAGCUCCCCCCAUGUGGACACCCGGGCCAUGGCGGUACUGGCGCUGGUGUGUGCCUACAAGCACACAGGCAAGCAGGAUCUGAUCCGUGAUGCACUAAAGGCGGUGACCAACGAUUUUCUGGAUGAGCAAGAAAGGCGGAAUGGCAUGAUCGGGAAUAUCUACAGCAUGGGGCUGGCCCUGCAGGCUCUGGAGACCUCGAGUGAGUUUUACGCCCCUCGGAAGUGGGACCGUGCCCAGGCCUUCCGCGUGGUCUACAACCACGACUACAAAGAGCUCAUGGCCAUAGCCCAGGUGCUGCCUCCCCUCGUGGGCAAGUCGUACCUGAACGCAGGUAGGUGGGGCUGUACUGCCACCAACAGAAUGUCGCCGAGCCAACAGCUGCCCCCGUCUCCAAUGCUGGGGACAGUCGGGGUUCCAACUUGGACUACCAUCACGGUGCAGUUCUCCAUCACCAACACGCUGAAGAAUUACUUCCACUACUCCACCUCGGUGUGUGUCCCAGAUAACUCCACACUGCUCCAGGUGAUGAAGGUGGCAAGGAAUGAGAAACCUGACAUCUUUUGCUUCAAGAAGAAGAAGACAUUAAGGGGUCCCUUUGUGACCUCCAUCCACGGUUUGGCUGGCAAUGAAACUGAAAGGACCUACUGGCAGUUCUUCAGCUGCUGGAGUCCCCUCCAGGAAGGGGUUGGCACCUACAAGCCAAAAAACUGGGAGCACAUCCAAGCCAUCUUCAGCACCUACUGA
Molecule: messenger RNA, 1239 nt
Organism: Vidua macroura (Pin-tailed whydah)
Lineage: Eukaryota; Metazoa; Chordata; Aves; Passeriformes; Viduidae
Product: cobalamin binding intrinsic factor-like
Exons: 9
Coding region: 1-1239 (412 amino acids)
Biological process (GO): cobalamin transport
Molecular function (GO): cobalamin binding
Source: RefSeq, a predicted model, not a curated record